This is a messenger RNA of Epithele typhae, 2859 nucleotides long. RefSeq lists its product as uncharacterized. Bases 1 to 2859 code for a protein of 952 amino acids. Lineage: Eukaryota; Fungi; Basidiomycota; Agaricomycetes; Polyporales; Epitheliaceae. The transcript has 6 exons. The record is from RefSeq and is a predicted model, not a curated record.
AUGGCCCCGCGGCGCCGCGCUGCCCCACCCAUCCCUGCGCCCCCCGCGCCGUCGUCCGGACUGUUCGCGUCCGCGUUCAACUUCGUGUCGCGCGAGAUCAGCUCGUUCGUCACCGCCGCGACCGGAGGGGAGGUCGAGGACCACACCGCGAAGAUCACGGAGAAGAGGGAGAGGAGAGAGAAGAGGAGAGAGGGGCGGCCGGAGGCGAGCUCCAGUCGCGUCACGCUGGACGGGAGGAGGGAGCGCGAGGAGAAGAGGACGAAGCGCGCGAGGAAGCGCAGCGAGGUCGGGACGCGCGACGAUAGGGCGCGGGCGCGGAGGCGGCUGCGCGAGGAGGGGGAGGUGGAUGAGGAGCGCGGGGGUCGGGCGGGCGUGGGGAAGCGGCUGCCGGCGCCGCAGUGGGAUGAGGAGGAAGAGGAGGAGGAGGUGCGGCAGCGUGAGCGGCUGCUGGUACGCGAUGACGCUGAUGAUGAGGACGACGAGCUGUCUCCGCUGCCUGUGAGGCCGCUCCCGAGGUCGUUGAAGAAGCGACGCGCCGCGCGCGAGCAGGAGGUGGCCGCCGAGCCUGAACCUCAACCACCGCCGACGAAGUUGAGAAGCGACAGCGCAGAUGCGUCGACAUCAAUGCCUUCCCCUUCUACCCCCAUGGCUCCGCCGUCAGUCCCCUCAACCACCCAUGCGAAACCUUCAUUCGUUACGAUGCCGGGGUCGCUGUUCCCCCGAUCUACCUCCCUCAUGCCGGAGACCCCUGCCACCAUUCGCCGCGCUGUGCCUCGGGUUCGCACACCCACGCCCCCUCCUGAAGUCCACGAGCUGGAACCUAUAGUUGAAGAUGAAGAGGAUGAUGACGCACAACCUGUCCCCUCUCCCCAUCGUGGCCGAUCUCAGGCCCGCAAGCCGACGGACGAACAAGCGAACCCAAGCCCUUCACUCUCUGUCGAACAUUCACGCCACCGAGAGGCAUCCAGGAACAGCAGAAGUCGUUCGAGGCGCUCAGUUGAGGAACCGUCCGAGUCCCCGCAGCCGACUGCUCGCCUCAUGUCUGCGAAGUCUAAGGGCAAGGAAAGAGCCUGGGAUACCUCGGGCGAGAUCAGGGUGCGUGGCAAGGAGCGAGAGUUGCGGGAAGCUCAGGAGGAUCACGAACGCAAUGCGCUCGACCGGGACGAUGAAGAGCGCGAGAAGGACAAGCGGCGCAUCAGACUGCUCGAGGAAGAGGUCGCGCGGCUUCGUGCAGAGCUCGCCGUCCGGUCCAACAGCGGUAUGAUGCCGCCGCCCCCACCGCCGCCGCCUCCGCCGAUGUUCUGCAUAAAUGCCCCAGUCGCCGCCUCUCCGGCCUCUGCAGCGAGCUUCUUCGCGACUGCUCGCGCGAGCCUCAAACAAACAGCGCCCCCGGUCGAAGCACCGAUCAAUGGUCUCUCGCGGACACGCAAAGCCGGGCACCCGACGGUCAAUGUGCCGUCUGACAAGAUGGCCGCUUUCCUGCGGGAGAUGAAGACGGUCCGGCUGCGAAAAGUGGGAGACCCGGCGGGCACGAUGGGCCCUCCUGUGUUCCCCGCCUCUGCGGCGGGGGACAUCGCGGGCGAGCGACCGCGAGCUGCGGGCGUGAGCGAGGCGCGGCGGGCGGCGAUCAUGGGCGACACCUCGUUCGACACGGGCGUCGCUGCGAGGGUGUUCAUCGGGGAGAAGCGGAAGCGGGACGCGGCGGAAGAGCCUGUUGCUGGACCCUCCAAACGACGAGAAACUGCGUUCGUACUGUCGGACUUGACCGGAGGUUCGGCGUCAGCCGCUAGUUCUCAAUCGUCGUCGUCCGCCUCCGGCUCGCAGUCAUCUCAGGCGUCAACCUCCGCGUUCUCGGCGUCUCAGUCGAGUGCGCGGUCCAACGUGUUCGACAAACAGCCGUCGCGGCCGCGGAGCGCGAACAAGCUCCGGAUCUGGCGGUCAACGGAGACGGAGCUCACGACGCCGUCGCUGUGCUCGGACAACGACAACGAGCACAGCGAAGACAAGGUGCCGUCGACGCCCUCGGACAGCGGGCACGGGCUCGCUCUCGACGACGCCCCUCCCCCAACGGCCGCUUCGAAGGACAAGGGCAAGGGGAGAGCACCCGAGCCCGCGAUCAUCGACGUCGACGCUCUGGGACUGGAGACCCCAGCACGACGGGGGCGCAAGGCCGGCACGGACAAAGGCGGGGACGCGUUCGCGCGAAGGGUGCCCGAGAGCCCGCUGCCGUCCAAGUCGCCUCUGAAGCCGGCGCCACCCGCGAGGCCGAGGCCGAGGGCGGGGUCUGGCGGGGCUGCGUCUAGGCUCCCGAGGCGGGUGCCGAACCCGGCUUAUGUCCCCCCGGCCCCGGCGGAGCCCGCUCGAGAGGAGAGGGCAGGAGAGGAGGAGGAGGAGAGCGAGGAGGAGGUGCUGAUGCCUCAGGUGCGGAGAGUGCGGUCGAGCCUCGAGCUCGAGGGGCAGCACGCUCCGCGGCGGUCGCGCGACAAGAGCGCGGGCACUCCUUCGCGCAGCAGGUCGCGGUCACAGUCGCAGUCGCAGUCUCAGGCGCAGGCUCGAUUGGAAUCGCAGGCACGAGGACCCCCGGCAGACUUAUUGGAUGGGUCGCCGGCGGCGGCGUCGUGGCUGUCGAACCACGCGCGGCGUCGGCUGAGGCUGGACGAGGAGCUACGGCGGGCGGGCGACAGCCUGUGGCAGCCGUCGUCAGACGAGGAGGAGGUGGACGUGGAGAGCGGGCACGAGGACGUGGAGAGCGGGCAGCUGGUGGGGAUGGGGACCCGGAGCGGCAAGGACGGGUUCUGGGCACGAGGAGGGGGGCGGGGCCGCCGGUGUUCAUGGGCGAGGGGUACGUGCAGGGCGUGA